AUUUAGUCCACCUCUGUCGCUGUGAACGGGUUGCAUAUAUUGAACUAUAAAAUCGAAGAUUAUUUGCAUUGGAUUGGAGCGUUCCUUGACGUUUAAAAUGAAUAUUCUUAAGCCGUUGGACUUCAUUUUAAUUGGCAAAACAGGAAAUGGAAAAAGCGCCACAGGUAAUUCCAUCUUAAGAAAAGAAGAUGUGUUUAAUAGCAAUUAUGGAUCAGCCUCUGUGACAAAAGAACCACAAUACCAAGUGAGUAAGUUUGAAAAUUAUAAGAUACAAGUAGUGGAUGCACCAGGAGUAAUUGAUACAGAUUCAAAGAAAGAUGAGGACAUUAAACUUAUCACAGGAGCCAUGGAGGAGGCUGUGGAAGUUAAUCCUGACGGUUACCACGCUUUUUUAGUUGUUGUAAAAUUUACACAACGAUUUACUCCGGAUGAACAAAAAGCUAUUCAAAUACUAAAAGGUAUACUGGGAGAAGAUUUCCUUAAAAAUUACGGCAUUAUCAUCUUGACCAAAGGGGAUGCUUUCAAACGAGAAGAAAAAAAAGGUUUGACAAUGGAAAAAUAUUGCAAUGAAGAGGAAGGUCCUUUCAAAGAUCUUUUAAAUGAGUGUAGCAACAGAAUUGUUUUGUUCGACAACGUUACGGAAGAUACCGCAGAACAGAACAAGCAAGUUAAAAAUCUAAUUGAAAUGGUGGAGCGUCUCCCUAAUGGCGGAGCUAGAUACUCAAAUGAACUUUUUGAAAAGGCUGCACUUAAACGUAAGCACAUGUAUAUUACCUCAAAGUUACCCAUGAUCCGAAAAGAGACAUUGGAAGCUCAAACUUUAAUUCUAGAUGAAAUAAAAAAUUGCGAUUUUGAACGAGACGAAAAUAGGAAAAUAGAUGCAUUGGUACGUCUUUUGCCACAAAUAGAUGCUAUUAUUAAAGACUUAACAGAAAAAGAUCAGGGCACUGGAGCACUGAAGGAAUUGUUAGAUAACGUGAAGCAGACCAGAACUGACGCGACGAAUAAAAUAAACCACGCUACUCAAAUAAUUGAAGAUGAUAAAAAAAUGAAAGAGCUAGAAGAGAAGAUACAAAGAGAGGCAGAGGAGAUGAUUUUUAAGAAAACACAGGAAAUUGAGAAAGAAACCGCAGAAAUAGAAGUGAGAAUGCAGAAUGAAAUAAAGAUGUUUGAACUUAAAAUUCAGUUGAUGAACAAAGAUAAAGCUGACGAAGAAAAAAAGAAAUUAAAAAAAAAAAUGAAAGAAGAAAAAAAGCGUAUGGAGGAAGAAAAUAAAAAAAAAGAAGAGCAUAUAAGACGCCAAGCAAAGGAAGAAUUUGACAGACAACAUGCAGAAUUAGAAAAACAGAGGGCGGAAAACAAAAAGCUUCAAGAGAAGGAAACCGAAAGACUUAAACGUGAACUAGCUGAAACUCAAGAACGGUAUGAAGUGAUUUUUGAAAAGGCUAAUAGAGGUUUCUUGAGAAGAUUUUGGGAUAAUGUUACGGGUUUGUUUACUUAAAAGGAGAACAGCUUUACAUCCUAUGCAACUCUGUUGGGAACACACAAAUGUGCUUUUUCUCCAUUGUAUUUUUUACAUUUUGAUUUUAUUUUUUUGUUAGUAUAUUUGUAUUUAUUGGCAACAUGUUACUUUUCAAACAAUAGAACAUCCCAUUGAAAUAGAUAAUAUAACUCAUUUUCCGAUCAACAAUUUAGCCUGAUCAAAGGGUAUAAAAUCUCCGUACACUUAUUUAAAUAUGAAAGUCCCUUUACCCACUCCGAUACCAUUGAUAGCAUUACUUUCACCAGAAUGUUUGAAAUUUA
Physella acuta is the source of this 1803-nucleotide messenger RNA. RefSeq names its product GTPase IMAP family member 7-like. Gene Ontology annotation, molecular function: GTP binding. The record is from RefSeq and is a predicted model, not a curated record. Lineage: Eukaryota; Metazoa; Mollusca; Gastropoda; Physidae.